This is a messenger RNA of Euleptes europaea (tarantolino), 1611 nucleotides long. RefSeq names its product caspase-8-like. The coding region runs from base 1 to 1611 and encodes 536 amino acids. Gene Ontology annotation, molecular function: protein binding; cysteine-type endopeptidase activity. The transcript is spliced from 10 exons. Lineage: Eukaryota; Metazoa; Chordata; Lepidosauria; Squamata; Sphaerodactylidae. The record is from RefSeq and is a predicted model, not a curated record. Gene Ontology annotation, biological process: negative regulation of extrinsic apoptotic signaling pathway via death domain receptors; proteolysis.
AUGGAUGAGGCUGAUAGUGUAAAGUUUCGGCAGCAGCUUCUGAUGGUUGCUGAAGACUUGGGAAGGGAAGAUGUGGAGGCCCUCAAAUUUCUGUGCCAGGACUUUAUCCCCUUCGGUAAGCUGGAAGCUAUGACUUCGGCAUGUGCGGUCUUCCAGUUCCUCAUAUGCAAUGACAUGGUAAAUCAGGAGGAUACUUUUGUCCUAGCGGAGCUUCUCUAUAGGAUUCAGCGUAACAAUCUGCUGCACAGAAUCGGCUAUACCAAAGAGAAAGUUCAAGAAAACCUACAUCUGAGAGGGAAGGUAUCCGAAUUCCGACAGAUGCUGUAUGGACUGUCAGAAGAAUUCACGGAGGACGAUCUCAGGACUGCCGAAUUCCUUCUGAGGGGUUAUCUUCCUAGGAGACAAUCCAUUAUGUCUGGCAUGGAACUACUGACUGCCUUAGAGAGGAAAGGCUUCUUAUCGGAGAACGACCUAUACUUGUUGGAAGAGCUGUGCUCCAAAGUCUCACAAGACUUGCUGAUAAGGAUCAAUACGUACAAAAUGAAAAAAGUUUCUCUGUCUGUUCAAGAAAGCAAAGGCCCUGCGUCCUCUUCCGUUCCAGAACCAUCUUUUGGAAGCACUAGCCUGCAUGCUGCUAUCCAGGAAGGCUCUAUCCAACACCCAACAAAAAAUCUAGAGUCUUAUGGGAGCCUGAGGGAGCACACUGGACACGUUCAUUCUUUCGGAUCGAAUCCAGGUAUCGAAGCAGGAAAUUUGGUCGGCCACUCAGAACAGAGCCUUAAAUUGCGUGAACAGGAUGAUGAAUCAAAAACUACGUCAUCUCUGUAUAAAAUGGAUGGACCAUGUAGAGGGCAUUGCCUCAUUUUUAAUAAUGUCAACUUUGACGAAUCUCUUAGACCAAGGAUGGGAUCUCAGAAAGAUGCCGAUGAACUGGAACGUGUGUUUAAGUGGCUCGGGCUGGAAGUCGUUACGUACAACGAUCGGACCUCGAUAGAAAUCCGAGAUCACCUGGAGGAGUGGCAGUCUUCCAAGAAAUGGAAAGACAGCGACUGCUUAGUCUGCUGCAUACUGACUCACGGCAAAUCGGGAGGAAUAUACGGCACGGACGCCCUUCUAAUACCCAUCCGUACCAUCAUGUCCUACUUCACGGCCAAACGCUGCCCUCUGCUGGCCACAAAGCCAAAACUCUUCUUCAUCCAGGCAUGUCAAGGCAACAAGACACAGAAGCCGGUCUACCUUGAAGCAGACGCGGGUGAUCGUGGCCAUCUCGGAUCCGAUGCCCAGAGCACAGGGUCUUUCUCUGCACAGCAAAUGAUGCCAAGCAUUCCAGAAGAAGCCGAUUUCCUCCUCGGCAUGGCCACGGUGGAUGGCUAUCUCUCGUUCCGGCACACACGGGAAGGCACGUGGUACAUCCAAGCCCUCUGUUCCAAGCUGCUGGAGCUGAUACCAAGUGGUGAAGACAUCUUGUCCAUUCUUACAGCCGUCAACAAAGACGUGAGCGAUCGGGCGGACCCUCGCGGGUCUAUUAAGCAAAUGCCCCAGCCAGCUUACACCCUGAGGAAAAAACUGAUAUUCCCUGUGCCUAGAGAUCCUCCUCCAUCGCAGCAGUAG